Pestalotiopsis fici W106-1 is the source of this 405-nucleotide messenger RNA. RefSeq lists its product as uncharacterized. The record is from RefSeq and is a predicted model, not a curated record. The transcript has 3 exons. The coding region runs from base 1 to 405 and encodes 134 amino acids. Lineage: Eukaryota; Fungi; Ascomycota; Sordariomycetes; Amphisphaeriales; Sporocadaceae.
AUGAGCCAGACAUCGCGGCUCUUUACUGCGCUGAUACGGACGCACCACAUCACGUCACGCAAGAAGCUUCAGCGCGUAAAGAAGGCUGCCGCGCUCCGCGAUAUCCCCUUCGUUUUGGUCCGGUACGGUGGAUCUCCGGGAAUAAUGUACGCCGAGGCACUGGACCAGACCUCACUGGGGGACUGGGUCAGUGCCGUGCAUGACCUCCGCUACAAAGACUUUCAGUGCGUACAGAAGCCCGUCGUGGCUCAAGACGUCAUCAGCCGCACUGGAAGCGGAGGAAGCGCGAUGCCGUCGUCGCCAUUUAACGAGGUCGAUUCCGUCGCCGAUUUUGGUGCGAUUAUGGAACGAAAGGGCCUUACAAAGUGGUUUGAGAUUGGCAUGGGAUAUCAGAGUUCGGAUUGA